Messenger RNA from Cladophialophora psammophila CBS 110553, 1293 nucleotides. RefSeq names its product aspartate aminotransferase. NCBI's taxonomy places the organism in Eukaryota, Fungi, Ascomycota, Eurotiomycetes, Chaetothyriales, Herpotrichiellaceae. Gene Ontology annotation, biological process: L-aspartate catabolic process; biosynthetic process. The transcript has 3 exons. Gene Ontology annotation, molecular function: L-aspartate:2-oxoglutarate transaminase activity; pyridoxal phosphate binding. Bases 1 to 1293 code for a protein of 430 amino acids. Gene Ontology annotation, cellular component: mitochondrion. The record is from RefSeq and is a predicted model, not a curated record.
AUGCUCUCGACCCUUCGACCCGCGGCUGCUCGCUCGGCCCUGCGCCGGCAAGCAGCGACGACCGCUCAAGCAAUCCAGAUCGCAAAUGCUUCAACAUGGGCAAAUGUCAAGGAAGGUCCUCCUGAUGCCAUCUUGGGCAUCACCGAGGCCUUCAAGAAGGACAGCUUUCCGGAGAAGAUCAACCUGGGUGUUGGCGCAUAUCGCGAUGACAAAGGCAAGCCCUACGUCCUCCCCAGCGUGCGCACCGCCGAGCAGAAAGUCGUCUCUUCCUCCCUCGAUAAGGAAUACGCAGGCAUCACCGGCGUGCCCUCGUUCACCAAAGCCGCUGCGCUGCUCGCCUACGGCCCGAACUCAAAGCCAAUCCAGGAAGACCGCAUUGCCAUAACCCAGUCCAUCUCCGGAACCGGCGCGCUGAGAAUAGGUGGCGCCUUCCUCGAACGCUUCUACCCGGGCGCAAAGACAAUCUACAUUCCCACUCCGUCUUGGGCGAACCACAAGGCCGUCUUUUCCGACUCCGGGCUCGAGGUCAAGCAGUACCAAUACUACAACAAGGACACGAUCGGCCUGGACUUCGAGGGCAUGAUUGCGGAUCUGAGAUCUUUCCCCGAUGGCUCCAUCGUUCUGCUGCACGCCUGCGCACACAACCCCACAGGGAUCGACCCUACCCAGGAACAAUGGCAGCAGAUCGCCAAGGUCAUGAAGGAGAAGUCCCAUUACCCUUUCUUCGACAUGGCCUACCAGGGCUUCGCGAGCGGGGACACCAACCAGGACGCCUAUGCCGUGCGUCUGUUCAUCGAACAAGGCGUGGGUCUCUGUCUCUCACAAUCCUUUGCCAAGAACAUGGGUCUGUACGGCGAACGAGUCGGCGCGUUCAGCAUCGUGUGCGACAGCGCUGAAGAGAAGAAGCGAGUUGAGAGUCAGAUCAAGAUCCUUGUGCGUCCGUUGUAUUCCAACCCUCCGGUCCAUGGAGCGCGGAUCGCGAGUGAGAUUCUAAAUGAUGCGGGCUUAAACAAGCAGUGGCUUGGGGAGGUGAAGGGCAUGGCGGACCGGAUCAUUGAGAUGAGGGCGCUAUUGAAGAAGAAUCUCGAGGAGCUGGGAAGCAAACAUAACUGGGAUCACAUCACGAAUCAGAUUGGCAUGUUCGCGUACACAGGCCUGAAGCCGGAACAGAUGGAGACGCUCGCAAAAGAACACUCCGUGUACGCGACCAAGGACGGACGUAUUUCGGUGGCGGGCAUCACCACGGACAACGUCAAGAGGUUGGCCGAGUCAAUCUUCAAGGUGACUGGUUAG